Messenger RNA from Eptesicus fuscus (big brown bat), 867 nucleotides. It is a transcript of the gene LDLRAD2, whose product is annotated as low density lipoprotein receptor class A domain containing 2. Gene Ontology annotation, molecular function: protein binding. NCBI's taxonomy places the organism in Eukaryota, Metazoa, Chordata, Mammalia, Chiroptera, Vespertilionidae. The record is from RefSeq and is a predicted model, not a curated record.
AUGGGCCAAAAACGUGGCAGGGGGACGGGCUGCUGCUUCGUGGCCCAGGACACGGACUGCGGGCUUUGGCUGCGUGCCGGCCCCCGCGACAGGAUCCGCUUCCAGUUCCGCUUCUUCCUGGUCUACAACCUGACCUCGGCGUCUCGGGCACCCCAGGAGCCCAAGGCUUCCACCCCAGCAUCGUUGUCCAACGCCUGCGCCCCUGGUUCCUACCUGCAGUUCUAUGUGGGUCCGCCAGGAGUGCCCUGGCCCCGGGGCACCCCUCUCUGAGGCCUGACCAUCCCCGCCCCGAUGAGGUCCACCAGGGAGUUCCUUGGCCUGCGCCUGGUCACCAGAGGUCGCCAGCCCCACGUGGACUUCGUGGGAGAAGUCACCUCUUUCCGUUUGGGCUCCCGUGGUCCCGAUUUCCGCUGUCGGAAUAGCAGGUACAUCCCCCUGAGUCUGGUGUGCGAUCUCUGGGGCAUGGACAACCGUGGCGAUGGCAGUGACCAGGCUUCCUGGCCACCAGGCAACUGCAGAGGUCCCUCUCCGAUGCUCAGCCUGGAGGGGAGUACAGAGGCUGGUACCUCCAGGCCCCCGACUGUCUCCCUAGCUCCCGGGUCAGCAGGUUCCCGGCUACAGAAGGUGGCGCUGGCCUCCUCGCUGCUCCUGGCCUCUGCUGGCCUCCUCACUGGCCUCCUCUGGUGCUGUUGCUCCUCCAGCCAGCUGGCCCAGAGGGCUGGUGCCGUGGCCUCUGCUUUAGCUGCACCAUCUGCCACACAGGUCCUGGCCAGGUGGCCCCUGGUGGACUGCAGCCGAUUGGCACUAAAGAGCUUUUGCUACCCAGAGGAGGGUGGCAAAGGCCAUUGCGACGCCCUCUGCUCCUAG